CAUAUCGUAUCUUAUCGCGAAACUGAUAGUGAAUGAGAUUCACCGGUACAUCGGAUUCACUGUCCACUUUCGCCAGGUGAAGGAGGUAGCUCGCCGGUAGACCCUCGGCAUUUCUUCUCUCAACUCAGCGGUUGGACCGACGCAGCAUGAUAUCGAAGUUUAAGAACUCCCCAUGGCUACAAUGGACGGGAGCCAUCGGAGACUGCAAUUUCCAGCUCUUCUCAUGCUAUUCGUGGGUGGAUUGAUCCUCGGUUGGUCAUCGCCGUAUUUGGCUCAGCUGACAGCGCCGGACUCACCUCUCCCGAUUUCAACGGACGAAGCGUCCUGGGUGGCUUCAUUGGUCAGUUUAGGCCGUCUUUUCGGGGCCGUAAUCGGUGCGGUGAGCGUUCAGUAUUUGGGCAGUAAGAAUACAUUGACGUUGAUAGGGCUGCCUUUUAUCAUUUGCUGGGUGUCUCUGAUUGUGGCGAACUCGGUGAUGUGGAUAUACUUGGCCAGAACGGCAGCCGGAAUCGGCAUAGGGAUGGCGUUCAGUAGCUUCCCCCUUUUCCUCGGCGAAAUAUCGAGCCCUUCCAUUCGUGGGGCGUUGGUGACUCUCGCGACAACCGGACUACCUCUUGGAACAGUGGCAGGAAAUACGAUCGGCGCUUACAUAUCGAUACAGGUGUUUUCCUACAUCAGCCUAGUUCCGAACGUGAUAUUCAUCGUUCUGUUUCUUUGGUUACCGGAGUCUCCCCAUCAUUUGAUACGCAGAGGAAAAUUAGAAGCUGCCACUGAAUCACUGACGAGAUACAGCCCCAAAGCGGACGUCACUAAGGAUAUCGAGGGCCUGAGAAACUUCAUCAAUAAAACGAGCUCCACAACCUGCUUGGACAGACUCAAGGAAUUCAACCUUCCGAGAAAUCGGAAGGCCGUUAUAAUCGUAAUUCUUCUGUACACUUUCAUGCAGUUCAGCGGAUUGAACAGUACAACGUUCUACAUGGAAAUAAUUCUAACCGACGCCAAGUUGACCGCCAUCGAUCCCGCUCUGAUGGUGAUAAUUUUGGGUGUGAUCGGAAUCGUAGCAGGAUGGGCUGCGAUGUUGGUAGCGGACAGAUGUGGUAGGAAACCUUUGAUGGCCGGAUCUAGUGCGGGAGUCGGAUUGUCCAUGGUCGCGAUCGGCGUGCAUUUCGUUCUUCUGAAGGGCGGUAUGGAUCCGGUUCCGAUGCAGUGGUUACCGGUUUUAUCUAUGGUGGGGUACCAGAUCUUCGUUUACUUGGGGGUUACACCGGUUCCGAGCAUGGUUCUCAGCGAGCUCUUCGCCCCCAACAUAAAAAGUUUAGCGGCAUGUAUGGUGAGCGCUGGCGCUGGUAUCACGGGAUUCGCUUCCUCGAAGACUUAUCAACCCAUAGUGGACACCUUCGGUGAAGAGUACGUUUUUUGGAUGCAGGCUGCGAUCAUGUUCUUCGCCGUGAUAUUCACCGCGACGGUGGUGCCCGAGACUAAGGGAAAAACGUUGCAAGAAAUUCAGGAGAAACUUUCGAGAAAGUGAACGCCGUGGUAGAAAUUAUUCAAUCGCGAGUUGGUCGAGAAAACGGGCUGUCCAAAGUUCAGCCUGAAAAACCGGCUAUUCGAGUUCCUUUGCCUCCAAACUUGUUUCGCGGGGUACCCAAGCAUAAUCAGGUCGUUUAAGGUUGAUAUAUUGGUAAUCGCACUCCUGUUAUCAUAUUUUUUACUUUUUAUAAUUUCGCAAAAACGUACUAAUAUAUUAUCGACCAUUGUUGUA
This is a messenger RNA of Athalia rosae (coleseed sawfly), 1762 nucleotides long. RefSeq names its product facilitated trehalose transporter Tret1-like. NCBI's taxonomy places the organism in Eukaryota, Metazoa, Arthropoda, Insecta, Hymenoptera, Athaliidae. The transcript has 2 exons. The record is from RefSeq and is a predicted model, not a curated record. Gene Ontology annotation, biological process: transmembrane transport. Gene Ontology annotation, molecular function: transmembrane transporter activity. Gene Ontology annotation, cellular component: membrane. The coding region runs from base 173 to 1528 and encodes 451 amino acids.